Molecule: messenger RNA, 9157 nt
Organism: Pseudoliparis swirei
Lineage: Eukaryota; Metazoa; Chordata; Actinopteri; Perciformes; Liparidae
Gene: ptprjb.1
Product: protein tyrosine phosphatase receptor type Jb, tandem duplicate 1
Exons: 34
Coding region: 1394-7780 (2128 amino acids)
Biological process (GO): protein dephosphorylation
Molecular function (GO): protein tyrosine phosphatase activity; protein binding
Source: RefSeq, a predicted model, not a curated record
GUAUGUCGUCCUCCCCCAGGCCACAACAGACAGAGUUCUCAGUCCGCAAGAUGGUCGUUGCCAUGGAGAUAGCCUUGAAAGGUCCUGGGGAGACAACAACCACAGGUGUCUGUGGAUAGGGGGAAGGGAAUGAGAGAGAUUCUCACUUCAGCGAUCUUCAGGGGAGUUGUUGUUCCAGUAACGGCCUUGGCCAAGGCCCGUUCUGGGUGAGGGAGCCGAAAGCACAUAAGAUUGGGAUUUUUUGGUCUUCCAGUAGCUGCAUUCAAUUUGCGCAACUACUAUCCCUCCAUUUUCCUCCCAUUUUCCAAUAGGUUUUCAAAUCGAUCCAAUUCAUUUGCAGAGCCGUCAGCUUCUCCACGAUGUUAUCAUUCUGGCGGUUUAAUGCCACAGUCUGAGUGCCAACAACUCUACCCAGCGCAUUCGGGCAGCCUUAGGGGGCUUUUAACAGCUGUCACCGUUUCCUUAAUUAUCCGAUAAGCCAGGGCAGCGCCAAAUCCAAACAGCAGAAAUCCUGUAAUCAUAGUUCCGAAUAGGUAGAUGUCUUCUACGUCCUCCACGGAAAGGGCCGCUAGGAACACGACACGCCAACGCUCCCACGCGUCCAUCGUGGAACCAGCUGCCAACGUCCCGGCAGGACGGGCAGAUUCCCCGAACCCGAGCUUCUCGUCGAGAAGAUGGUGUCAAUUGCGCUGAGAGUCCAGUUGAUCAAAUCCAUGGUUUUUAGUUCGAAGAGCGAUGCGGAGAGAGUCUCUCAAGUAUAAGACAAGACACGACAUGACGAUAGGAGCCAAGCAGGGAAGGUCAUGGGGAGGAGAGGGAGAGAAAAAUGCGACCGCCUUCGGAGAGAGCCAAACGAGAUGUUGCUGACACCUUGAACAUUGUGCCUACAGGCUUUACUUCUUUUUCUUCAUGUGGGUAUUUUUUUGUAUUUCUAUUUGGAUAAUUCACUCUUCACCCUCCUCUCCUCCUUGCUUUAGGACCUGGUGAAAUUGGGGAACCUAGUGUGUCCACAAACACCUCCUCCAUCUCUCUGAGCUGGACCUCACCUCCGGGUGAGGUGUUCAAGUACAGGUUGGAGUGGCAUAAUGGUGGAGCGCUGACGACCGGUCACACCAGCAGCACCUUCAGCGUGCUGUCAGGCCUCGUCUCUGGUACCAAGUACACAAUCUCAGUCGUUGCCGUCGCCGGAGACAAUCAGACGGAAGGACACGCUCACACAUUCCUCUCAGUCACAAAGCCUGAAGUAGUCCGCAAUAUCACUGUCACUCAGAUCACCACCUCCUCUGUAUCUCUGAAGUGGACUAAACCGGAGGGAAACAGCUCUUUCUACCGAGUACAGUGGACUGAUGGAAAUGGAAAUGGCAGUGACCAUGUGACUCAAACCAAUAUAACCAUGACUAACCUGACUGCUGGUGUCCAGUAUGAAAUAACUGUGACUGCAGUGACGGAUGACGGCAGAGCUGAGGGACAGAGUACCACUGUUUCUCAAUACACACGGCCUGGCGAUAUUGUGGGACAUAGUGUGUCCACAAACACCUCCUCCAUCUCUCUGAGCUGGACCUCACCUCCGGGUGAGGUGUUCAAGUACAGGUUGGAGUGGCAUAAUGGUGGAGCGCUGACGACCGGUCACACCAGCAGCACCUUCAGCGUGCUGUCAGGCCUCGUCUCUGGUACCAAGUACACAAUCUCAGUCGUUGCCGUCGCCGGAGACAAUCAGACGGAAGGACACGCUCACACAUUCCUCUCAGUCACAAAGCCUGAAGUAGUCCGCAAUAUCACUGUCACUCAGAUCACCACCUCCUCUGUAUCUCUGAAGUGGACUAAACCGGAGGGAAACAGCUCUUUCUACCGAGUACAGUGGACUGAUGGAAAUGGAAAUGGCAGUGACCAUGUGACUCAAACCAAUAUAACCAUGACUAACCUGACUGCUGGUGUCCAGUAUGAAAUAACUGUGACUGCAGUGACGGAUGACGGCAGAGCUGAGGGACAGAGUACCACUGUUUCUCAAUACACACGGCCUGGCGAUAUUGUGGGACAUAGUGUGUCCACAAACACCUCCUCCAUCUCUCUGAGCUGGACCUCACCUCCGGGUGAGGUGUUCAAGUACAGGUUGGAGUGGCAUAAUGGUGGAGCGCUGACGACCGGUCACACCAGCAGCACCUUCAGCGUGCUGUCAGGCCUCGUCUCUGGUACCAAGUACACAAUCUCAGUCGUUGCCGUCGCCGGAGACAAUCAGACGGAAGGACACGCUCACACAUUCCUCUCAGUCACAAAGCCUGAAGUAGUCCGCAAUAUCACUGUCACUCAGAUCACCACCUCCUCUGUAUCUCUGAAGUGGACUAAACCGGAGGGAAACAGCUCUUUCUACCGAGUACAGUGGACUGAUGGAAAUGGAAAUGGCAGUGACCAUGUGACUCAAACCAAUAUAACCAUGACUAACCUGACUGCUGGUGUCCAGUAUGAAAUAACUGUGACUGCAGUGACGGAUGACGGCAGAGCUGAGGGACAGAGUACCACUGUUUCUCAAUACACACGACCUGGUGAAAUUGGGGAACCUAGUGUGUCCACAAACACCUCCUCCAUCUCUCUGAGCUGGACCUCACCUCCGGGUGAGGUGUUCAAGUACAGGUUGGAGUGGCAUAAUGGUGGAGCGCUGACGACCGGUCACACCAGCAGCACCUUCAGCGUGCUGUCAGGCCUCGUCUCUGGUACCAAGUACACAAUCUCAGUCGUUGCCGUCGCCGGAGACAAUCAGACGGAAGGACACGCUCACACAUUCCUCUCAGUCACAAAACCGUCUGUGGUCAGGAAUCUCUCCAUCAGUGAUGUCACCACAUCAUCCGUGUUCCUGAGCUGGACUGAACCUGAAGGCAACGCUACCUCUUACACAGUUCAGUGGACUUUAAGAAAUGGCAUCUUGAGUAACACCACCACUGAAACCUCUUUUACCGUCGACAAUUUGGACCCUGGAGUCCAGUACAACAUCACAGUGACCGCUGCAGCUGGACAUCCUUUAAACAAAGGAGAAGGAAUCCUAAAAAGGACUUUCACAAGGCCUGCAAAGCCAGAGGACAUUAUGGUGACAGCACAAGGAACCGAUUACCUGAACAUCAGCUGGAACUUGCCUGGUGGGAGGGCCGAUCACUACGUGGUGAACGUCUCCAAUGAGGGACAUAUUGGUCUGUAUAGCAACACAACAGCAGUCACCACAGCCCUCUUUACGGAUUUAAAUCCUGGGAGACUGUUUUUCAUCACUGUGACCGCCGUGGCUGGGAGCUUCACGAAUACGUCUAAUCAGUCUUCAUUUGCCACUGAGCCCACACCUCCUGGUUCCAUCAUCAUCACUCAGACAACAUACUCGCUUCAUCUGAAGUGGGCGGCUCCGGCUUUGAUGGAGGGAGCUCCACACAUCAGCUACAACAUCACCUACCAGCCAGAGGGUGGUGCAGUACAGCAUACAAGCACCUCGGCCAAUACCACAGAGCUGUCCCCUCUUCUGUCUGGUGCUCCCCACAAUAUAACUGUAGAAACAGUUGGACCCCUUAAUUUGAGGAGCACGGCUGUCCUUAAUUCUGCUUUUACCUUGCCCCACCCUGUGCUGAACCUUACUGCCAGUCCCAAGUCCACCACCUCAAUAAAAGUGAAAUGGUCCGCCCCGCUGGAGGCCAAGUUGUAUUACGAAUACUUGGUUGAAACCAACAGUGCAGGAGCACUGUUUAACACAAGCGUCAGCAAUAGCAGCGCUGAUGUAACCAACCUGCAGUCAGGAACUGGAUACCACAUCAAUGUCACCACGAAAGCAGCAGAGGGAAGUGAAUCCUCAGUGGAACAGACGUUCAGUUACACACUGCCCGAACCGGUGGCCGGCCUCACAGUGGGGGACGUGAACACAACAUCCAUCCGGCUGACGUGGCGCAGACCAAAUGAUCACAAGCCUUCCUACUCCUACCUGGUGAUCGCUCUCCGGGACGCCAUGGCGGUUCAGAAUGAAUCGACCGGGACGGAAAAUUACACCUUCUUCCAUCUGACCCCCGGAGAACUGUACACUUUCGAUGUAUUGACCGUUGUAGAAGGGGUCAAGUCCGCAAAGGAGAGCACCCAAAGUUACACAAAGCCCGAAGCAGUUUCUGGCAUCAUGGCCACAGGAAGCACAACAAACAUGUCAGUCAGCUGGACAUCCGCGGUGGGACAAGUGGUCUCCUACACUGUACUGCUGUACAGAGACGUUCACUCGGUGGCCAACAGCACGGACCUGAGCAACACCACUGUGAACAAACUGUUUACGGACCUGACUCCAGGAGCGCUGUACGAUGUGGUAGUGGUCACUAAAAGUGGACCUUUCGAGAGCACAAGGUCAAGUGUUCGGAACGCAACUUUUCCCAACCCCCCCGGCACCAUCAGGGUGGAGUCUCAGACUGUGAACUCCAUCAGCUUCACCUGGGCCUCUCCAAAGGACAUGGACCAUCAGCAGUACCACUUCAGUGUGUCCAGCGUUAACGGUUCCUUUGAGACCGUAAACAACUCGUUCCUGCUGAAUAACCUCCAGUCUGGAAGCCCCCACAAUGUCUCUGUUGUGACUGUCGGCGUGUGGAACUACAGGAGCACCGCAGUGACCACACAACAAUAUACCAGACCAUAUCCCGUCACAAUGCUGAGACAGACAGAAAUCAGCACAGAUGCAGUGACCUUGGAGUGGGAAGCGCCCAAGAACCAAUCUCACUACUCAUAUCUGGUGGAGACCACAAAUGGCUCAUUUCUUCAAUCCGAAACUGUCUUAUCGCAGCACAAAGUAAUCACCGGACUUCUCUCUGGGACCAACUACAGCUUCACCGUCACCACUCAGACACCAAAUGGCACUCAGGCAGCUCCUGUGACUGUGUCCUACUUUACACGUCCAUACAGUGUUGGACAGGUGGAAUCUAAAACCUUAGACACAACUGCUGUCCUUCUGGUUUGGAUGACACCACCGGAGUACAAGCCUGAAUACACAUAUCGGGUUAAGACUACAAGCUGUGGCUCCCAAAGCGAAACCCUUGCAGUGGAAGUGGCAUGGAUUUUUGGGCUCCCCCCUGGGACAAACUGCACCUUCUGUGUUUUUGUCCGGGCGGCCGAUGGCAUCGAGGGGAACGCGAGCUGCACCUCUCAGUACACUAAGCCUGAGGCAGUGCAGCCACACAUCUCCAGCCUGGGCUCCAAUAGUUCCAUCCUGCUGUCGUGGAUCCAUCCUCCUGGGAACGUGGAGCUUUAUAAGGUUCAUCUCAACAGCACGCCCCAGGCUUUAAAGAAGCUUCGGCUGAACUCCAGCAGUACCAGCUUUCUGUUUCACGACUUGUCUGCUGGAAAGCUCUACACCGCUGUGGUCAUAACGUGUAGUGGACACUUCAAUGUGUCAUCUGACUUUAUUACCAAUGCAACUUACCCGAACCCUCCCGGGUCCAUUAGCGACUUGACGAAGACGACCAGCUCCAUUGACCUCAGUUGGCAGGAAGCACCGCUGAUGACGGCUGCAAUGUUCCACUACCAGUUGACCUACACAUCACCCCAGGGAGAAGAACACACCACUACCACCAACACCAGUCAUUCUCUUACCUCCCUGCUUUCUGGGACUUCCUACAACAUCUCCAUAGCAACAGUGGGUGCGAUGGGUUUUAAGAGUGAGAAGGUUCAUAUCUACAAGGUCACUACAAGACCGAUGAGCGUGAAGCUUCUCAAGGUUUCAACACAAGAGGAGGGCAUCGUUGUCAUGUGGCAUGAACCUGAUGAAUACAAGGAAAGCUAUCAAUACAAUCUGACCUGGCAAAGCACAGAUGGGCCCAUUAGUCAUAGAUUAAUACGAGAAAACAUGUAUACGCUGGAUAACCUGGAUCCUGGUAAACAGUACAACAUCAGUGUCACCACAGAGACCGAUGAUCAAACCAAAGGUGCUCCCAGAUGGAAUUCCACCUGCACAAAGGCAAGCCCAGCGAGGAACGUGGAAUGUUACGGUCCGAACACGACAAACGCUCACGUCAUCCUGACCUGUAACAUACCCGAUGGCCAAUACUCUGGCUUCGAGGUCACUGUAAAGGACGGCGAGAUCAAUACGACACACACCUGUAAUCACACCGUGUCCAACCUCCGUCACUACACUCAAUACUUCCUGAAUGUGACGACUGAGAGCUGUGGACCACCCAGCACCGCGAGGUCUCUUUCCUGCUGGACGGGCAUCACAAAUCCCCCCAUUCCAGAGGACUACGAGUCCCUUGUGGUGGUGAGCAACAGAGAAUACAACAAGUUCAACCUUCAGGUGAAAACCAGCCUGCUGAGCAGCAUCAAUGGGCCAAUCACACAUGUCGGAGUGAUGGUGACAGAUGUUCACCCUGGAGACAUUUCUGACUCCGAUAAGUACGUGGGGAAAACUCAUAAACAGUGGCAGGAAAAGGAUACUCCAGUAUACAUGGCAACAGUUGUAGAGAACACCUUCCUCUCACGCAGCGGAGCCAGCCUUCUGAACAUAGAAAUAGGGGACCAGUCCAAAUGGAAGGGCUACACUAACGGUGCUUUGGAGGCCAAUGGGAAAUACCAAUACGCUAUCGUGUUGUUCACCAGUCUGGAACUGCAAGACGACUUAGUGAAUGGCCAAAGGUCACUGUUAAAUAUAACCAACUUCUUUCCUGCUGUUCCACUCCCACAGAACCCAGCGGUCAUUGGCAUUGCUGUCGGAGUAACGUUGGGAAUUUUUUGCGUUCUCAUCAUCAUCCUCAUUGGCUUUAUUAUCUACUGGAAAAGAUUUUCCCACAAAGAAUCGCCAGACAUCCAGAUUCAUUCCAUGAGAGCCAAAGUAAGCGUGGCUGUGAGGGUGGAGGAGUACGCGGCUUACUACAAGAAGCAGAAAGCAGACUCAAACUGCGGCUUUGCUGAAGAGUUUGAGGACCUGAAGCUCGUUGGUACAGCUCAGUUGAAAUCCAACGCUCAGACGUUGGAGAACAAACCCAAGAACCGCUACAACAACGUGCUUCCUUAUGACUCCUCUAGGGUGAAACUCUCUAUCAUCCAUGGGAGUCCAUUUGAUGACUACAUCAAUGCUAACUACAUGCCGGGUUACAACUCCAGGAAGGAGUAUAUCGCUGCUCAGGGUCCUUUGCCCACCUCGACCAGCGAGUUCUGGAGGAUGAUCUGGGAGAAGAACGUCCAGACGCUGGUGAUGCUGACACGCUGCACCGAGCAGGGACGAGUGAAAUGUGAGCAGUACUGGGAUCAUGGCACCAAGCACUUUGAAAACAUUAAUGUGACAACAACCUCCGAAGUAAAACUUGAAGACUGGACCAUCAGGGACUUUGACGUAAAAAAUGUAAAAACAGCAGAGACCCGUUCAGUGCGUCACUUCCACUUCACAGCGUGGCCAGAUCACGGAGUCCCCCAAACCACCGAGCUGCUCAUCAGCUUCAGACACCUGGUCAGAGAGCACAUGGACCAAUACUCCAGACACUCCCCUACUGUGGUCCAUUGCAGUGCCGGCGUUGGACGCACGGGAACCUUCAUCGCCAUCGACCGUUUGAUCUUCCAGAUCGAAAGUGAAAACGUGGUGGACGUGUUUGGCAUCGUCCACGAUCUGCGCAUGCACCGGCCCCUCAUGGUGCAGACCGAGGACCAGUACGUGUUCUUAAACUACUGUGCCAUGGACAUCAUCAGAUCAAGAACUGGAACCAAUGUGGAUCUAAUCUACCAGAACUGUGCUGCACUGUCUAUUUACGAGAACGUCGUUCCCAAAACAGGUUUCCUCAAAAGCGGCUAUGCGUAGCCUCGAGAAAACACUCAGGUCUUCUACUUCGCAGACAUUUGAAGAAGGAACCCUUUUAACUGAUUGCGCUAUAUUUAUUUUUUUAUACCUGUCACGCUUUUGUUAAUAAUUGUGUAGCUUUCUGGAUUCAAACCCAUAUGUUGUGGUAUUUAUGAGUUGAAAGUGUUGAAUGUUUGAUGAUGAAGGGAACUGUAUACGGGGACACGACAGGGGACAUAAUCACUGACCAAUAAUAUGUGGAUUAUAUGUCAACGUUGGUCAAAUAUAUUUCUCUCUCUCUCUUAUAACUGCAGGUUUUUGUCUUGCUUAGUUUUUAUUUCCGCUUGUUUACUACUGUUUAUGACUUACUGCUGAUUAAAUUUUCUGCUCAGGUAAUAUGUUGGAUGCUGUAUAGAUAUUUUUAAAGUUGCCUUUGAUGAAGAAACAUUUGUAAUGUUGAACCUUGGGAAUUGCCUUGGACAAAUAUUUGCUGGUAUGAAUAUUAUGUGCCCUUUAAAGACCUGUAUGCUUUCGUGCCAGUAGGGGGCGCUCUACUCCAUUAUUGUCGUCUUUAACUGAACAAGACAAACGGGGACUGUUUUGUAGUUGCCUUGUUAGAGAAACUUCCAGUUUCCCAAUAUGAAUAGAAAUGUGCAAUGUGUUUGAUUGAAGACGUGUGCUUGUUGUAGAGACUUUUGUAUGUAUAUGCACUGUAGUGAAUUAUGCACUGGAUGCAUUCCUCUUUUUAUACACUGUCAUCUUUUUUAAAUAUACAGAUAUUUUCCUAUUGUUGAGUACCUUCUGGCCAGUGCUUUGUCAAACUGUUUUGCUAACACUUCGCUAUUCGCCCAACAUUCGAUUGUUUAAAUUUCUAAGUUGAUUAAAGUGAUGGAUCGACAAAAAAAAAGAAAGCUCAGGAACUUAAAACAAUGACAGCUGGACAUUUUGCUGGGGAGGUAUGUAUGUAUGAAGGUCACGCGGUCACCUGGUGUUUUUCUUUUGUUGAUGUCCUUUCUCUGCAUUGUACAUUCCUCAAAGAAACACCCAUGAUGUGUCACUUCCUGCCAGCAUAUCUGGUCUAUCUGUGAUAUUGAAAUCGCCAGAGAAACUUUAUUUUCAGCUUCUAAAGAGCAGAAUUUUCCAUGAGGCAGGUACGAUUUAAAAAAAAAAAAAAGAUAUUUGAUGUGGGACUAGCCUGUAGAUAUUUUCUAAUUCAUGUCCAUUGGAAGCACUUAAUGAAAACAAGCUCACAAAGUUGUAUGAUGUUUUUUGAAAUGCUUCAUGAGAUGCUUGCUGGUACAAUGCAAAUAAAUGUAAAAGGAGCCAGGAUUUAAUAAUUGUCAUCCUUCAAUCUGUGGAACUAUGUGGGAUUAAAGAUGUUGCUCCAUUUGAACCCAA